CUGGGUCGCAAUUCCAGUCAUAACUUCCAACAUGGCUGAAGCAGAGACGAGCGAGGUAACUUCCACCAGUGGAAUUUUGCAAGAAAUCUUCACUUCCCCGCUAAACUUGACCCUCCUGAGUUUGUGUCUGUAUUUGGUGUAUAAAAUCGUGCGUGGAGACAAACAGCCGGACUUUGGUGAAGUGGAGAAGCCGCUGCCCAAACUGAAAAAGAGGGACUUUACCUUGGAGGACUUAAAGCCCUACGAUGGACUCCAAAAUGAGCGGAUACUUAUGGCUGUGAAUGGCAAAGUAUUUGACGUGACGAGAGGAAAGAAAUUUUAUGGACCAGAGGGUCCGUACGGCGUGUUCGCGGGCAGAGACGCGUCCCGGGGUCUGGCCACCUUCUGUUUGGGGAAAGAGGCGCUGAAAGAGGAGCACGAUGACCUGUCAGACCUAAACAACUUGCAGCUGGAGAGCCUGUCCGAGUGGGAGCAGCAGUUCACCUUUAAGUACGAUUAUGUGGGGAAGCUCCUGAAGCCUGGAGAGGACCCAACAGAGUACACAGAUGACGAGGAGGCGAAGGACAAGAAAAGCGAAUAAGAGAAAAGGAAAACUUCACACGAUUCACAAUCAGGACAUUUUACAACUUUACCAUCGUGGCCACUCAUGAUUCAGAUCUGAAAAUUCUCUCUCAAACGCUCAGCUCUCAUCUUACACAUAAUCACACUAACUAAAAAUUAAACUGUGACAAAACAAAGGACUGAAGGACGGCUGGAAUGAGUACGACAGACUAAACCAGGACUGAACCAGGACUGAACCAGGACCAAAUCCGGACCAAAUCAGGACCAAAUCAGGACCAAAUCAGGACCAAAUCAGGACCAAAUCAGGACUAAAUCAGGACUAAAAGGGGACUCAACCAGGACUUAUAAACCAGGACUUAUAAACCAGGACUUAUAAACCAGGACUUAUAAACCAGGACUGAUAAACCAGGACUGAUCCAGGACUAAAAGAGGACUAAAAGGAGACUCAACCAGAACUCAAUCAGAACUGAUCUAGGACUAAAAGAGGACUCGACCAGGACUCAUAAAUCAGGACUAAAUCAGGACUGAUCCGGGACUGAUCCGGGACUGAUCCAGGACUGGUCCAGGACUGGUCCAGGACUAAAAGAAGACUAAAACGGGACUAAACCAGGCUCCAGACUCAUAAACUAGGACUCAAUCAGGACUCAUAAACCAGGACUAAACCAGGCUCCAGACUCAUAAACUAGGACUAAACCAGGACUCACCCAGUACUCCAGGAUUCCUUUAUUAACCAAGCACUGAUGGACCAAUCCUCACAUUUACUUUCUCGUACAUCUACUUUAUAAAAAAGCUUUUUAUUCUGAUAUGAAUUGAAAUAAUGUCAACAACACUUCACUUUCAAAUGAAUGAGACCAAGAAGGUGCCAUUUUCUCACUUACUCCAAUGUGCUAAAUAUUUUGUAUAAACCUUUGAGACCAAUAUAUCGAUGUACCGAUAUUUGCCCUGUUUACCGUAUUGGCUGCCGGCCUUAAAUCUUCAGCUCAGUCCGAUAUUUUGUUUUUCCUGACCUGCUGCCUAUAAAUACACACAAAGCUUUAUAAAUACAUAACUACUUAAAAAGUGACUACACUGCUCGCUUGAAGGUUUGUGGUAAAAAAAAAAAAAAAAAGGCUGUGGGGGAGUUUUUCGUGAAUAAAAAUUACAUAAUUUGUAAAAAAUAAUCAAAAUUGGAACUGAAAAAGCAAAAUCUAGCUGUGGGUUGUAUAACAUUUCUGGUGGAAGGUACGUCAAACUUUUCUCCAUGUAGAUGUUUUUGCUUUGUCUAGAAUGUUUCGCAGUGUGGCUUUAAACCUUUCUAUCAUGGAGACCAAACCAGACCAAGUUACAGGUCAGAUCUGUGGAGAGGCGAGCCCGCUCACAGUCAGAAUUCCUGUUUUUGUAGGUAUUUUUUGAGCAAUAAAACCACCCUGUAAUUGUAUAAAUGUAAAGUAGGGCUGUUUAAUGUCAUACUGUGGAACAUUCCAGGCAGAGCAAUGACGUAUCCAUAGAAUGAAGCAGGUGAAAAGUUACACAGGUCACCUUUAAAUUAUCUACCAAUGGAAUAAGUGCAUUUUUCUUACUUCAAGCAACCUUUUGAUUUUUAAAUUUUUUUAUUUUAAGUGCAAAGAGUUGUUGUUGUUCUGAUCUUAAAAGGUGCGCAACUUUUCUGGGUCCGUCACCUGCUUGUCUCCAUGGAGAUGUUAUUGCUUUGCCUAGAAUGUUCCACAGUAUGACUUUAAACACAUCCAUCUAGCAUUUAUUCAUUACGGGUGUUUCUGUUGCUCAAAAAUACAAUAAUCGUUCUGUGAUUAGGGGCGACUCUCCACAGAUCUGACCUGUAAUGUAGCGUAUUGUUGUAACCUGCUUGAAAGAUAGGUUUAAUCUAUACUGUGGAACAUUCUAGACAAAUCUACAACAUUUCCAUGGAGACAUUACGUGGCGGAACCUCCACGAUUUUCAUAUUUGAAGUGCAAAAAGUCUUGUUCCAUUGGUAGAUAAUUUUACUUUAAUUAACUCAAACCAUGAUACAGCGUUCUUGAUUCAAGUCAUCUUAACUUGGGUAGGUUUUCGUUUUUCCAGUUUAUCGUCUUAAAAAUAUCGUCAAAGCUGAUUGGCCGUUGGUUUCUUUGUAUUCUAAAUAAUCGGUAUCGAAAAAAAGAGAAAAAAUAUUAAUUGAUCUCUAGUCUUUGACAUAUGCAUUGAAAACUACAGAACGGUGGUGGGACGUAACUUUUACCUUCUGUUUCAAAAGUUAAAGGUGCACUGUGUAACUUUUUAUCUAUUUCACUGGAGCCGAGUCAGAUCUGUGGAGAGGAAACCCCGCUCUUAUAUUUAAAAAACUUGUUAUUUUUGAUCAAUACUGUGAAAUAUUUCAGACAAAGCAAUAAAAACUCCAUGAAGACAAACAGGUGGUGGACCCACAAAAGAAAAGUUACAUAGUGCAGCUUUACUGGUAUUUUUUUAGUUCACAACAGCGCAUUUGGACACAUUCCUCAGUUCUACUUUAUCUCAGUUCAUAUAUAAUAUAAUAAUAAAUAAUAUUAUAAACACUACAUGCUGCACAUGCCUUAACUGUUGAAUUGUAUUGUUUUAAUCUUUCAGUGUAGCUCUGCAAAGCCUUAAUAUUAUGAAUUAUGUAAUUGUGAACAUGAAAACUGAAUAAAAAAAGGAGUUGUAUGUCAAUAAAAUGACCAAGAAUCCCUUAA
Messenger RNA from Boleophthalmus pectinirostris (great blue-spotted mudskipper), 3245 nucleotides. It is a transcript of the gene pgrmc1, whose product is annotated as progesterone receptor membrane component 1. The coding region runs from base 32 to 580 and encodes 182 amino acids. The transcript has 3 exons. Gene Ontology annotation, cellular component: endomembrane system; membrane. NCBI's taxonomy places the organism in Eukaryota, Metazoa, Chordata, Actinopteri, Gobiiformes, Gobiidae. The record is from RefSeq and is a predicted model, not a curated record.